This is a messenger RNA of Rhinolophus ferrumequinum (greater horseshoe bat), 1171 nucleotides long. RefSeq names its product isopentenyl-diphosphate delta isomerase 1 (gene IDI1). The transcript is spliced from 5 exons. The coding region runs from base 288 to 1133 and encodes 281 amino acids. The record is from RefSeq and is a predicted model, not a curated record. Gene Ontology annotation, biological process: isopentenyl diphosphate biosynthetic process; isoprenoid biosynthetic process. Gene Ontology annotation, molecular function: isopentenyl-diphosphate delta-isomerase activity. Gene Ontology annotation, cellular component: cytoplasm. Lineage: Eukaryota; Metazoa; Chordata; Mammalia; Chiroptera; Rhinolophidae.
UCCGGGUUAGUGCGCAGAACCCGCGCGUAGGCGCGCCUCUACACCUCUGCGCGCGACCGGAGUCGUCCUUCAGCGCGCCGCCAGACCCACCCACUGUUUCCAAAGGAGCCCGGCACGUGGCUCUACGGUCGGUCGAGGGACUCGAGUGACCGAGUGGGAGCACCUACGCCUCCACGUGAAGGUCUCUCCGCGCCCCGCCCAGCGAGCAGGCCCUGCGCAAGCCGGGCGUGGCGCCACCGCGCGAUUGUGACGUCAGGUGCGGGCCGGCGCGCGAUUGGCCUGCUGACAUGUGGCGCGCUCUGGCACCGGCGCGGACGAUUGGUCGCGCGGCGCCAGUAGGCGGGGCCUGGGUGUGGAGGCGCGGUGCGUUUAAAGCGUGCGCAGCGCAGCGGCAUCCUGAGGACGGCCGGCGUCUGAGUUUUCUGGGACAGACCAGACAUCCCGUAACUAUGCCAGAAAUCACCACUGACGGCCUGGAUGAGCAACAGGUUAAGCUCCUGGCAGAGAUGUGCAUACUUAUCGAUGAAAAUGACAACAAGAUUGGGGCUGAGACCAAAAAGAAUUGUCACCUGAAUGAAAACAUCGAGAAAGGAUUAUUGCAUCGAGCUUUUAGUGUCUUCUUAUUCAACACGGAAAAUAAGCUCCUGCUACAGCAGAGAUCGGAUGCUAAAAUCACCUUUCCAGGUUGUUUUACCAAUACUUGCUGUAGUCAUCCCUUAAGCAAUGCAACAGAGCUUGAAGAAGAUGAUGCUAUGGGAGUAAGACGAGCAGCACAGAGGCGUUUAAAGGCUGAAUUCGGAAUUCCCCUGGAACAGGUUCCUCCAGAAGAAAUGAAGUAUCUAACACGGAUUCACUACAAGGCACAGUCUGAUGGUAUCUGGGGAGAACAUGAAAUUGAUUACAUCUUGUUUGUGAGGAAGAAUGUAACUUUGAAUCCAGACCCCAAUGAGAUUAAAAGCUAUUGCUAUGUGUCAAAAGAAGAAAUGAAAGAAAUACUGGAAAAGGCAGCCAGUGGUGAAAUUAAGUUAACUCCAUGGUUUAAAAUCAUUGCUGAGGCUUUUCUCUUUAAAUGGUGGGAUAAUUUAAGUCAUUUGAGUCAGUUUGUUGACCAUGAGAAAAUACAUAGAAUGUGAAUAUGGAAAUGAAUGAUUAGUAAAGUACUAAAAAAUUA